Molecule: messenger RNA, 873 nt
Organism: Nerophis lumbriciformis (worm pipefish)
Lineage: Eukaryota; Metazoa; Chordata; Actinopteri; Syngnathiformes; Syngnathidae
Source: RefSeq, a predicted model, not a curated record
AUGAGCUGCAGCAGCCUUGCAGAGUCUGAGUAUUCCGAGGAAGAGUUGGAGAUUGGUGCACUUGUCCAGGGAAAGGAUGAAGGAAGUCCAAAGACAUCCUUUCAAGACAGCGAGAGUUCAACGAGCAGCCCUAGCGACCCGGAAGAGGGCCAGACAAAAAAGCGCAACAGACCAGUUCGCUCCAAAGCUCGACGGGUUGCAGCCAACGUCCGUGAGCGAAAACGCAUCAUGGACUACAACCAAGCUUUCAAUGCUCUACGGGUCGCUUUGAAUCAUGACCUUAGUGGCAAAAGGCUCUCCAAGAUUGCUACCCUGCAAAGGGCCAUCAAUCGCAUUUCUGCUCUUUCUGUAUUCCUGAGUACAAACCCACCCAGUAAGCCUUGCACACAUCGGGAGUGCAACGGGUCAUCGGUGGGGCUGGCAGCAAUGGCUGGCUCUCAACUCGAGCCGACCAGGGGUAGGGUCCCCCGUUUGGAGCAUCAGAAUUACGCUUCCUGGCAUGCGUCCAUCUCUCACCAGAUGCAGUCACAAGAGCCGCCUCACAUGCACAGACAACCUGCGGACUCACGCGUCUACAUGGAUAACGGUGUGUCGUCAUGCCCCCCUUCGCCACACUACCCUUGUUAUCCUACGGAAGGACAGCUUUAUGCCUCACGUGGUCAUUGUGGUGGGCCUCAUGACCAUCCACCUAGCCCACUGCGAUACUCUCAGAUGGGUGAUGGAUUGGGGUACCAGUCAACAAUGUGGGGAUCCUGUAGCCAAGGGUACAUAGACACUUUUGUGGAGCCAUCUCCAGCUUUGGGACACCCCUGGCAGAUGAACUAUUUGCAGGAGCAUGAGCACAGCCUUUAUUCAAGCACAGACAUACUGUAA